AUGCUCAUAAAGCUCGACGACCUCUCCUCCCCAGAAAUCCACUCCCUUCUAUCCCUCCAUAUCACAGACCUCCAAAGCAAAACCCCCUCCGAAUCUUGCUACGUCCUCGACCUCACAGCCCUCAAACACCCCUCCAUCUCCAUCUACUCAACCUGGGAAGGCAAUGAAUUACUAGGGUGCGGCGCACUCAAAGAUCUCUCGCCAACUACCGGCGAAAUCAAAUCCAUGAAUACGGCCACGGCACAUCUUCGCAGGGGUGUUGGGCGGGCUAUCGUUCAACAUAUUAUUGAUGAGGCGAAGAGCAGGGGAUAUGUUUCUCUGUAUUUGGAGACGGGGACUGGUGAGGAGUUUAGAAGGGCGAGGGAGCUUUAUGGGGGAUUUGGGUUUGGGGACUGUGAGGCUUUUGGGGGGUAUGUUGCUGGUGGUGAUAAUUGUUUUAGGACGUUGGUCUUGGUUUGA
Molecule: messenger RNA, 459 nt
Organism: Penicillium canescens
Lineage: Eukaryota; Fungi; Ascomycota; Eurotiomycetes; Eurotiales; Aspergillaceae
Product: GNAT family N-acetyltransferase
Exons: 1
Coding region: 1-459 (152 amino acids)
Molecular function (GO): acyltransferase activity, transferring groups other than amino-acyl groups
Source: RefSeq, a predicted model, not a curated record